AUGGCGGCCAGAGGGGGGUUUCAGUCGGCACCGACGGGAGGUGUUGUUGGAGCAAUGGGACCUGGACCACCGGUACCGGGUGCAGGACCAGGCAUGGGCCCCGGGACUCCUUCUGGAAGGAUGGUACCGUCGUCGGCCGUGCAGAACCACAUGUACCGCUCCCCGAUGCCCGGGCCUGGGUACCCGAGACCAGGCAUGCCUCCAUCCAACCGCAUGACCCCGCAGGGACCAGCCAUGGGCCCCCCAGGAUAUGGCAACAGCCCUGUGUCUCGCCCUGUGAUGCCUGGCGUGAUGGACCCGUCUCGCAAGAGGCCCGCCCCCCAACAGAUCCAGCAGGUUCAGCAGCAGAACCGCAACCAGCAUACAAAGAAGAAGAAGAUGGCCGAUAAAAUUCUACCUCAGAGGAUCAGGGAACUGGUCCCAGAGUCUCAGGCUUACAUGGAUCUGCUGGCUUUUGAGAGGAAGCUGGAUCAGACCAUCAUGCGCAAGAGGCUGGACAUUCAGGAAGCCCUCAAGAGGCCCAUUAAGCAAAAGAGAAAGCUUCGGAUCUUCAUAUCAAACACCUUCAACCCUGCGAAGCCAGAUGCUGAAGAUGGAGAAGGCACAGUUGCAUCAUGGGAGCUACGUGUAGAGGGGCGUCUGCUGGAAGAUACGGCCGUGUCCAAGUAUGAAGCCACCAAACAGAAGAGGAAGUUCUCCUCUUUCUUCAAGUCUCUGGUGAUCGAGUUGGACAAAGACCUCUAUGGUCCAGAUAAUCACCUUGUAGAAUGGCACAGGACUGCCACCACCCAGGAGACCGAUGGUUUCCAGGUGAAGAGGCCCGGUGAUGUUGGAGUUCGCUGCACCGUCCUGCUCAUGCUCGACUACCAGCCCCCUCAGUUCAAGCUGGACCCCCGGCUGGCUCGUAUGCUGGGGAUCCACACCCAGACCAGACCUGUCAUCAUUCAGGCCCUGUGGCAGUACGUCAAGACCCACAAACUCCAAGACCCUCAUGAGCGCGAGUUCAUCAACUGUGACAAGUACCUGCAGCAGAUAUUUGAGACUCAGCGAAUGAAGUUCUCUGAGAUCCCACAGCGCCUGCAUGCACUCCUGAUGCCCCCAGAGCCAAUCAUCAUCAACCAUGUGAUCAGUGUGGAUCCUAAUGACCAAAAAAAGACUGCUUGCUAUGACAUUGAUGUGGAGGUGGACGACACGCUGAAGACCCAGAUGAACUCUUUCCUGCUCUCCACAGCCAGUCAGCAGGAAAUAGCAGGACUGGACAACAAGAUCCAUGAAACCAUUGAGACCAUUAACCAGCUGAAGACCCAGAGAGAGUUCAUGUUGAGUUUUGCCAGAGAUCCCCAGGGCUUCAUCAACGACUGGCUGCAGUCCCAGUGCAGAGACCUCAAGACCAUGACAGAUGUGGUCGGAAACCCAGAAGAAGAGCGGAGAGCAGAGUUUUACUACCAGCCGUGGGCUCAGGAGGCGGUCUGUCGCUACUUCUACUCCAAGGUUCAGCAGAGGCGACAGGAGCUGGAGACGGCGCUCGGCAUCAGGAACACCUAAAGAAAUGUAUCCACAGGCGGCAAAUAAGGAGACGACUAAUGUGUGAGCGUGUGUAAGAUGUUCGCAGUGAAUUCCUCCCCAGAGUUUUCCGACAAACUCAGAGAGACAUAGAUACGAGUUGGUUUUACCGUUAUAUAGGAUGUCCUUUUUGUUUAUUCUUCACCCUGCAGCUCGACUACUGUUGCAGUUUGGUUGCUACUUCCACUGUUUUUGUAUAAUUAUUUUUUUCCUCCUCACACCAGAGUUCUUUGAGCACAAUGUAUUUUGCAUGUCUCAGCCUUACAUGGAAGCAUUCCUCCAAUUUUGAUACAUUGUGCACACGAAAGUACAGAUUGUACACAAAUGAAAAGCAGACUUUUAAUGUUUGUCCCUGAUUCAAAAAAAAAAAAAAAAAAUGGAAUGUGUUGAUUCUGCCUUAGACUCUUUGUUUGAUCUUUUUCUUUGGAAAUUAAAUUCACGUUUUACA
Molecule: messenger RNA, 2011 nt
Organism: Cottoperca gobio
Lineage: Eukaryota; Metazoa; Chordata; Actinopteri; Perciformes; Bovichtidae
Gene: smarcd1
Product: SWI/SNF related BAF chromatin remodeling complex subunit D1
Exons: 13
Coding region: 1-1545 (514 amino acids)
Source: RefSeq, a predicted model, not a curated record